ACACCGUGCUCGUCAUGGUGUGCCUCUUCUACGGCAUCAUCCUGUUCAUGUACGGCAAGGAGGGGCUCGAUGACACGGCCCCGGCCUACGCCAUCAUGGCCUUCUGCAACGGCUCGGGCGCCUACGCCAUGGCCCGCAUGUGCCACCUGACCAGCCGAGAGGCGGGGCGAACGCACAGGCUGGUCCACGCUGUCCUCAACAACCAGUACCUGACCACCGUCGAGGAGCGGCGGCUCAGAGACUUCUCUUUUCAACUCGUGCACUCCGACGCGGCCGUCAGACCCUUCGGGAUGUUCUGCGUCAACUACGGCCUGCUGAGCUCGGCACGUUGCGGCUACGUCGCGAUAGGUGCCACAAAAAAAAUUAUUUACAGCAAAGUGAAUUGUUUUGUUCUCGUUGGCUUCCAGAUGGUCAUGUCGGUGUUCACCUAUUUGGUCAUUCUCGGCCAGUUCGACCUCAUCUCGCUCGCGGUGGCUAACGACCAUCGAAAUGUCACCGGGACCUCGACGGCGAUGCCCGACGACGCCGCCCUUGCCCCCUUCUGACUGUCGCUGGA
Messenger RNA from Thrips palmi, 556 nucleotides. RefSeq lists its product as uncharacterized. NCBI's taxonomy places the organism in Eukaryota, Metazoa, Arthropoda, Insecta, Thysanoptera, Thripidae. The record is from RefSeq and is a predicted model, not a curated record. The coding region runs from base 15 to 545 and encodes 176 amino acids. The transcript has 3 exons.